ACCGGCCCAACAGCCAACCGAGUGGUGAGGAAAUAGGUCAGGCAAUGGCGCUUUCCUUCCUCUCCGCCAUCUGCCUACCAGGCUCGCCGCCGGUUUGAUCCAAACAAAAACCCGAGCCCCUAAACAGCAACGCCCAAAGGGCGGUAACGGCAGCCGGGCGGGCGGGCGGGGGGAGUUCCGAGCCUUCGCUGCUUCAGGCGGAGUUGAUUCCGCGCCUUCUACGUUUUCCCGGGCAGUGUCACGCGCCCGCCCGGCCGUUCCCGGGCUUGGCUUGACUUGGCUUGGCUUCCACAAGUUGCCCCGGAGUGCAGGGCCGUUCCUUCUGCUCAGCUUACGCAUUUGAAAAGACCCCGCGGUUUCACGUCCACAGCCGAUCCCUGCCUCGCUUGGAGGCGUGUCCCAGGACGGGAAAGAUGAAGUGUGUCCUUAUUUCCACUGAGGGUGCUGAAGUUCUUUUCUACUGGGCAGAUCCAGACUUUUUGGCAAUCCUACACCAGCGAUUUGGAAACCAGGAUCAAAAUGGUGAUGAAAUACCAUCUGUGGAAGACAGCAUCAACACAUUGUUUGCCCCCAUCAUCAUUUCCUGUGCAACUAUGCUAGAAAAGUUAGAAGACACAUACACUUGCUUCUCUGCUGAAAAUGGCAAGCAUCUCUAUGUGCUGCAUAUGUUCGGUGAAUGCCUGUACAUUGCCAUGAAUGGAGAUGGCGGUGAGACUGAGGAUGACCUGCGCCGUCAGCUCUACGUGCUCAGAAGAUUGACUGAGGCUCACUUUGGCCUGGUUACACUGGACAGCCACCUCUUCCAUCGGGAACUUCGCCCAGUAGAAACUGAACAACGAGCUCACAUCUGGGGGCUUUUUCAGAGCUUGCUGGAGACUUAUAACCAGCUGCGUGUGGAAGACCAGAGUUUUGCUGUAGAGGCUGUAGAGCGGCUGAUCCAUCCACAGCUGUGUGAACAAUGUAUUGAAUUCUUGGAGCGUCAAGUUGUACAGUACAUCAAUAGCAACACUGAACGUGCUGGACAUGAAGUAGUGCAUGCUUUCCUGCUCAUACACACUAAACUACUUGCUUUUUACUCCAGCCGGAAUGCCAGCUCUCUGCGACCAGCUGACUUGCUCACUCUGCUCCUGAUUGUGCAGGAUCUAUAUCCCAGCUCUUUUAAGGACCAGCCUGUUCCUGAAGUGCUUGGCCAGCCUAUAGAGGGAGAAAUAAAUCUUCAGAGACCUCAAAGCAGUGAGAGUAUUCCAGUGAACAGUCCCCUUUACCACAGCACUUCUGAAGAACAGAUAGCAGAUGAUCUUUCUAUGCCUGAAGAGUUCUUCACCCCCAAGGCUUCCCCUAGCCAACAGAGCACGGGAAGUGCCUGGACUGAAGGUGUGGAUUCACAGAGCGAUGGAGAGGUAAAUUCUGCUGAUUUCUUGCUGGCUGAGGAUUUGCUGCAUGUUGUAGAAUCCCCAGCCUCAGAAGCUACAGGAAGCUAUCAGAAGCUAUCCGCACGGAGAAUAUUUCUGGAUGUCAACUUGAAAGAAGGCUACUGCCCCAUGAUGCCACACACAAUGCACUGCCUUUCACUCUGGCCAGGCAUCUUAUUGGUACUUCUCACAAAGAACCCCAGUUCCCAAGUGGCCCUUUCUCUCUACCAAUUGCUGGAUGGAAUCCUGAUGAUAGAGAAGAAACUGAAAGAGGGACAGGAGAGCCGGCAACCUCUGCGUUCUCAGCCAUUAUUUUUGGAACUCCGACAUAGAAUGGACAAAUUUGUCAAGCGGUUGGGUGGACAAGAAUCACAGUUGCAGAAUACGUGGCAGGAGUUAAAGAAAAUUUCCUCUCGCAGUGAGCCUGGGACUUCCUUGGAACUUCUCCAGGCAUUUUGCAACGUCCGGCGGCAGCUCUGUGCUGUGUAUCGGCUUCUCUUCCUUGGAUCUCCAGGGGCCCAAGGCCUGCCUCAGAACUUGCUGGAACGGGUGCAGCAAUUCACACAGGACAAGCUCCAAGACUGGAAAGACUUCUUACUGGUGAAGAGCAAGCGUAAUGUCACCAUGGUGUCAUAUUUGGAAAAUUUCCCAGGGCUUGUGCAUUUCAUCUAUGUGGAUCGUACAGUAGGACAAAUGGUGGCUCCAUCACUUGGUAUAUCAGAGGAAUCUACUUCAGAAUUAGGCAAAGGACCUCUGCUUGAAUUUAUAAAAAAGAAGGUAUGGUCACUGGUGGCUUUGGCUCGUAGCUACUUGCAGAAGGGCUACACUACACUGAUGGUCCGGGAUGGAGAUUACUAUUGUACCUACUUCCUCUGGUUUGAGAAUGAGCUGGGAUAUAAGCUGGAGGUUAUGGAAGUGCCAGUCCUUUCUGAUGAUUCAGUUCCCAUUGGGACACUGGCAGGUGAUUAUUACAGGAAACUGCUCCGUUAUUUUGGCCGGAAACAUGCCAAUGAAGUGGUGAAAUGCUAUGAGCUGCUGACUAUCCAUCUGGGCAUCAUGCCAAAUGAACUUAUGAUCCAGCAGGCACGCAGCUUGGCCCAACAACUUUGGGAGCCAACACGCAUCCCCUUGCUUUAGAGGGCUUGACUGGUGCUCAAUGCAAUUUGGCCAUUUUCU
Molecule: messenger RNA, 2588 nt
Organism: Notechis scutatus (mainland tiger snake)
Lineage: Eukaryota; Metazoa; Chordata; Lepidosauria; Squamata; Elapidae
Source: RefSeq, a predicted model, not a curated record